GAACGGAAUAUAUUGAUCUAAUCAGCCAGGCGCACGCUCCAGCUGUUCAUCUCAUCUUCAAGUUGUCAAGGAAAAGAAAGCUCAACUUGACCUGGAACCUUGAUUGCACUUACUCAAUUGGUAGCCUACGAUACUCUUUCAUAGGCCAGCCUUUAGAAGAUCACUAGUAUCGGGCGAGCCUCGCUUCAUUACUGGUCUCAAAUGCAUGGAACCUAAAUCGAAUAAGAAAUCCCGAUCCUACAGCAACAACCCUGGCAAACAGACCAGCGCAGGCCAAGCCGUCACUGCAUCCCCCGCGUUGAUCUCGCCCGUUCCGAUAGUGUAAGCGACCUGCAUGCCGUCACAGUCCUAUGCCGCCUGCCAAAUCAUGGCCAUUGCUCGCUAUUCUAUUUCCUUGCUUCUCCUCACCUUCCUUUCAGAUAGCACGCUGCAAGUCUCCCCUUGGCGACAACAAGAAUGACCAGCUAUAAUCCCCACGACGGCGCCGUUGCCAACCCAUGCGGGGAAGCUUAUUCUCACCUCACUCUCUCUCAUCGACAUCCUCCCCGCUGAGGUAGCCGCCAUUUCCCUCCCGCCAGCCAUCAUGUCGUCCGUCAUCAAGUCCGUAGGCUCGGCCCUCGGCGACGAGCUCGAGUGUUUAUUCUCUGCCUUUUCGCCUUGGUUCUAUGCAUACAAAUUGCCCUCUGCCCUGACCGCCGCCGUUGAGCUACUUGCCGUAGGCGCCGUCAAUGUCACCGUCCCCGGUCCCAAGGAGGCGAGUUCCGUCUUUGAUGCCUUUGUGAGCUACUCACUCGAGUUUGCCUUUUUCCCGGACUUUGCUGGAAACGCCUCGGCACCAAACAAGUUCUCAGACAACCUACUCGCAAACUUGGGUAAUCUACAAGGCGUCCGCCCCUACAUCCGCGUAGGCGGGAACACCCAAGACUACGCCCUCUAUGAUGAAUCUCUCCCCUACGCCGUGAACGGCACCUACGACUUCGCCAGGUCAAAGGACUACCCAACCACCAUCCACAUCGGCCCCUCCUUCUUUGAAUCGUACAGUACUUUCAAGGACACCAAAUUCACCCACGGCUUCAACCUAGGCCUGGGCGGCAACCGCUCAGAAGGGUGGGACACCCUCAAAGCCACUGUUCCUUUAGCCUGCAAAGCCAUCGGCAAAGACAACCUCGACGUCUGGGAAUACGGCAACGAGCCGGACCUCUUCUCCACCUCGGCCCAGGGCCCCGUCCGCCCUUCGUCCUGGAACGAGACUGUCUACGUGGAGCAGUGGCUGAACGGCACCCGCGAGAUCGCCGCCGUCCUCGCGGAAGCGUGUCCCGAUUUCCCCAAGCCCGUCUUCAUGGCGCCCUCCAACGCCGGCACCGCCAACCGCCUCCGCGCACCAGCGCAGUGGGCCGCCGGCUUGAAUACCGAUGACAACGUCGCCCUCUUCUCGACGCACAAUUACAUCAGCGGCGCCGAGAGCCCCGGCGUCACGCUCAGGGGCACGCUGAUGAAUCACACUCGCACCGUGCAGUCCGUCCAGGCGCAUGUGAAAGAGUACGCCAACAUCACUGGUCGCUUCGACGACGUGCCACCUCAUAUCUAUGGAGAGCACAACUCGCUGUAUAACCAGGGCAAGCCAGGGCUUUCCAACUCGUUUGGCGCCGCACUCUGGGGCGUCGACUUUAACCUCUAUGCUGCCUCUCAAGGAAUCAAGCGCGUUCACAUGCACAUGGGCACCGACUAUCGUUACCAAAGCUGGCAACCUGUCCACACAAACAUAACCGCCCUCGGCACAAAAGCCCCAUACUACGGCAACAUCGCCAUAGCAGCCUUCCUCGCCCCGUCAAAGGCCUCCCCCACAACUCUAGUCUCUGUAGCCCACAUUCCCCUCCCAUCCUCCGACCAGGAAACGACAUCCGCCUACGCGGCCUACCACGGUGACACCCUCUCCCGUAUCCUUGUCAUCAACCUCAACCCGCACAACUCCACCGUCAACGGCACAGGCACGACGCCCGACCCGGACAGUGCUCCCGUUCGCGGGGUCAAGGUGUACAGUUUCGCGGUGCCGUGGGCCAAUGAUAUAUUCGCCAAUGUGCGGCGGCUAGCGGCGAACGGGAGCGAUGCCAUCUCAGGGGUUACGUGGGAUGGGUGGAGUUAUAAUUACGAGCUGGACGGGGGAAAGCCUGUGAGGUUGGGGAACGUUACUGUUGGGGAGACUGCGAUUGUGAAUGGGGGGAGGGUUACUGUUGGAGGUUGUGAAGUCGCUUUCAAGUGA
Molecule: messenger RNA, 2260 nt
Organism: Colletotrichum scovillei
Lineage: Eukaryota; Fungi; Ascomycota; Sordariomycetes; Glomerellales; Glomerellaceae
Product: beta-glucuronidase
Exons: 4
Coding region: 584-2260 (558 amino acids)
Source: RefSeq, a predicted model, not a curated record